UGUUUUUGCUCUGGCAGAAGGGCAUUCGGCUAGCAGAACACUCCUAAGCAAAGCAGUGUUGCAUUCCUGCAGCAGGAACUGCAAGUUGCUCGCAUUGUAGCUGCAUGGAAGAACUCGUUCGGCCUGUGCAAAAGGAAUGGACAUCCCCAAGCCAUGCGGCGAAAAGCAGCCAAGGAAAACAGUGGAGGUUGUGCUCCAGCUAGCCGACUUUACGAAUAUUGACGUGUAUCUACGAGGGCUAUAUCAGUUCCAUUGUCGACUUUACGCGCUGGUUCCUGUGUACGAGCGGGGUCGGUUGAUAAGGCGUGACCGAGUCGAUGGCAUUCCUACCAUUUUAUUACCGACAGAAGAACAGGGAUCCUUUGAGCCUGUGCUACCGUUUGUUGCAGAAACUUCGAAAGAGCUCCGGUACAACUGCUUUCCUAGUUAUGUCAUGCAAAGACAAAAGUGCCCUCUGCAUCAAGUCUGCUCUUGGAAAUGUCGCCCAUCUCAAAACAGCUCGACGCCAAAUGUGUGGAUAACAAAGAGCUUUUACAUCUCACGCGAGGCGGAACGUGUUGCCCUCCACACAGGUGUCGUUUUCCGGAUUGACCUAGACGUAACGCUAGGUGAAAUUGAACCGUUAGAAGAUGAGUCUGGCCAAUGGGAUGCGCACCUUGAUAUUGAACUAUGGCAUUGCGAAGAUGAAAGGAUGGCGAAUCCGGAUGAUUUCACCUUUCAGCAGUUGCGUCGGUUUCGUCUAUCGAAAUUGUUGUCAUCGAAUUCGCCGUCUACACAGUUGCAUCAGUAUGCAAGUGUGUGUUUCAGCAGUCCCUUCUUCUCUGCGUGCAGUUUACUGGUGUCCGCUUCCACGCUGGGAUAUCAUAUGGACGAUCCCGUCGAAAUACCAAGAACGGUGAUAUGGGAGGAUUCUGGGCUCGGAAAUGUGCUGGGUCGCUUUUGGAAACAAUGGAUCCCGUCAGAUUCCUCGAAUGGAGUGGAUCCAAGACAUGAUCGGCUGGCGGACGUCCUGUCCGAUGAACUACACAGGGAGCGUAAUACAGGCGCACCAUUCACACCGCUAUCCGCAGAUGGAGGAUUGAGCGCAUUUGGGACGUACUACACCAAAUUAGUGUACCGAAGCCUGCAUAUCCUUCUGACCUUGUAUCUUUUGGUUGGAAAUAUUCGGGUUUCAUCGAUAGAAGACGCUUCAUUAACAGCGCACCUGACUGCUCAUGACAUUGCGGCAGUUUUCAAAUGUGUACUGGGUGGGGAUGGUGCCGAGGAAGGGCUUGGUGAAGAUGAGGACGAUACGUCCAUUGACCACGCCGAUAAAUUACGGAUACUCAGAUAUUGUGAUGAUAUUUUACAGGAAUACUUACAGUCCGAAACAUCUUCGCUAAUAUUCGAGGAAAGAAUGGGUGAAUUACUAGAACGGCUCCUACAUCUGAGUCGCACGAUAUGGAUGACAUUCUUGAAGCAGCACGUCAUGUUAUCGCUUGCGGAGGUUGCCGUACUGCGAUCCGCGUGGGCCAAACGCAAUUAUUCAUUAUUCUGCCGUCACAUUAUACCCGCAGUCCAACUACCGGCGCGUGGUGGCCUUACAAGAAUUGCUCACGAGAGCAUCUUACGUCAACGCUUCCCAGCAAUGUUGGUUUCUGAAGAACGGCAGCUCCCCAUUCCAAUUGUUAUCGAUCAAACUACCUUGCAAUUUUACGUUGACCGGCCUUUAUCCCCAAUAUCCAUUGCGGCGUUUCGACGUCCGCGUACUUGGACCAUGAGCAGUGGUUUGAGCCUUGCACCAUCAGAGUAUGGGCAAUCGAGUGUAAAAAGCCUGAUGGGAUCACCUCUUUUGGAUGAGGAUGCUAGUGUGAUGGGUAUCCGACCUCCUCGAAGUGUAAUGUCGGAUAAUAUGUCGAUUACGAAUGUGAAUUCCAGUGACACGGCCGGCAAUCAUGUCGAAACGGAGUUGGAGUGGUUGGUUGCAAACAGAUCGGAUAUGGUGACCAGGGGCGGAUGUCAUUUGGUCGUUUUCGUCCACGGACUUUUGGGGUCUGCUUAUGAUUUUCGGCAACUCAAGAACAAGGUGAUCUAUGCAAGGCAUAACUUCAAUAUACCAUCCAAUGGCAUUGUGUUCCUGAACAGCAAUUGCAACGAAGAGGAUACCCUUGAUGAUAUAUCUGUUUUAGCGGAUCACCUGGUGUCGGAAAUUGUUGAGUUUGUGACCGAAGAGCGGUUGCGAGUAGAGAGAAUGAGUUUUGUGUGUCACUCGCUAGGAGGGAUCAUUGCUCGAUGUGCCAUCGAAAAACCUGGGAUGGAGAUUUUCCGGGACAAGUAUGACACAUUCAUCACGUUAGCUACGCCCCAUCUUUCGGGAGCCCUAUCAAAGAAUCGACUGUUGACAUUUUUGGCAACAAUGUAUCAGUGUAUCGACCGCUCGGCUUGCAUAGAUCAGCUGUUAAUGAAGGAUAAUGCAAACCUACAAGAGUCCUUCAUGUACAAACUCGCCACAAAUGCGUCAGCACUAGGCGCCUUCAAGUGUGUUCGAUUGUUGGCAUCCUCGCAAGAUGGGUACGCGGACGUGGAGAGCGCAUUAAUCGGGCUUGGAGGUGCUAGAGAGAUACAGAGGGCAUGCGGACAAGGAUGUAUUGGCGUAUUCGGUUCUUGUGAAUCCUAUUCUCGAGUGGAUGCGGAGGGAACGGCGUCGACAGGAGAUGACCAAAGUGAUCAAGAUGCAUACAAAGAUAUGCUGGUUGCUUUGUCGGGCGUCCUUGCUGGUGCAAAGGUGGAGAGAUACAUUGUUUGGUUCCCUAGUUUGGCUGGAACGACUGAUUUUCUUGGAAGACGAGCGCAUGUAGCAAUGUUGGAGGAUCCAAUGUUUUUGGAAAUGGCGGUUGUGAUUUGUAGAUUGCUUUUGUAACUAAAUCUGGGCAGUGGAUUUAUCGCUCGUAAUGUUGCUGUGUUAGCAUUUGCCGAUGAGAAUUAGUAGUCAUGAAAGAUGUGGGACACUGGACGUGAUUGCAAGAUAAUCGUGUGUUCUCGCAUCAUCCG
This is a messenger RNA of Spizellomyces punctatus DAOM BR117, 3030 nucleotides long. RefSeq lists its product as uncharacterized. The coding region runs from base 137 to 2899 and encodes 920 amino acids. Lineage: Eukaryota; Fungi; Chytridiomycota; Chytridiomycetes; Spizellomycetales; Spizellomycetaceae. The transcript has 11 exons. The record is from RefSeq and is a predicted model, not a curated record.